UCCUUGAUGCCUCUUGCACGGCACUAUUUGUGGCCAGUCUGGGUGGAAGGACACAGUGAGGUGCCGCGCCCCUCCUCCCUCGCCAGCCCCACCGAAGCCAAUCCAGGGCGGCGCAGGGAUCUCUUGCCGUGCCUGGGUGCUGAGGCCAGGACUGUCACUCAUUCUCUGAUCAUCUCCUGAAAGCAUCUAGGAGCCGCUGCCAAAAUAACAAUAACAAUAAUCCAAACCACACGCUAAUUCUGGGGACUUUCCUCCUUCUUCGUCUGAACGCCUCCUGCUCGCCUUGCACCUGAAUCUCCCGCCUUCAGCCGCCCAGGUUCCUACUGAAGGGCGGGGGGGAUCUAUCUGGCAGCAAAAGUUCCUCUCGCCAUCCCGCUGAUGACAAUGCUGGGAAGCCAGAACCUCGCCUGGACUUUGCUCUUCUUCGGGACCGCAGUUUCUCUACAAGUGAACAUUGCUCCAAAUAAGGUGGAGGUCCCUGUUGGAGAGUCCAAAUUCUUCUUGUGUCAAGUGACUGGUGAUGCCAAAUCCAAAGAAAUCUUCUGGUUCGCCCCCAAUGGUGAGAAGCUGACAACAAAUCAACAGCAUAUCUCAGUGGUACGGACAGAAGACUCCUCCACGCUCACCAUCUACAAUGUCAACAUAGAUGAUGCUGGUAUCUACAAGUGUGCCGUCUCCAGUGAGGAAGGGGAAGUUGAGGCUACACUCAAUGUGCAGAUCUUCCAGAAACUGACGUUCAGGAAUGCUCCCAGUCCACAGGAGUUCAAAGAAGGAGAAGAUGCAGUCAUAGUGUGUGAUGUGGUCUCCUCAUUACCCCCUACCAUCAUGUGGAAGCAUAUGGGCAGAGACGUUGUCCUGAAAAAAGAUGUGCGAUUUGUCGUUCUGUCCAACAACUACCUACAGAUCAGAGGGAUCAAGAAAACAGAUGAGGGUAUGUACCGCUGUGAAGGGCGGAUCUUGGCCCGUGGAGAAGUUGACUUCAGAGACAUCCGGGUGAUUGUCAAUGUGCCUCCUACUGUCCGUUCCCGGCAGGGCACUCUGAAUGCCACGGCAAACCUCAGCCAGUCAGUCACCCUGGUGUGUGACGCUGAUGGCUUUCCAGAGCCAAUCAUCAGCUGGACAAAAGAUGGUGAAUCGAUUGAGCGAGGGGAGGAUGAAGAGAAGUAUGGGUUCAGUUACGAUGGCUCAGAACUGACCAUACGCAAGGUAGAGAAGAAUGACGAGGCGGAGUACGUCUGCAUAGCAGAGAACAAGGCUGGGGAGCACGACGCCACCAUCCACCUCAAAGUCUUUGCAAAACCCAAAAUCACCUAUGUGGAGAACAACACGGCGAUGGAGCUGGAUGACCACAUCACCCUGACCUGCGAGGCCUCUGGGGAUCCCAUCCCCUCCAUCACUUGGAGGACCUCUACCCGGAACAUCAGCAAUGAAGAGAAGGCUUCAUGGACCCGGCCCGAGAAACAAGAGACCCUGGAUGGGCGCAUUGUGGUGCGCAGCCAUGCGCGGGUAUCUUCUCUGACACUGAAGGACGUUCAGUACACAGAUGCUGGGGAGUACGUCUGCAUAGCCAGCAACACCAUUGGACAGGAUUCGCAAGCCAUGUACCUGGAAGUGCAGUAUGCACCCAAAUUGCAAGGCCCUGUGGCCGUUUACACUUGGGAAGGCAACCAGGUGAACAUCACCUGCGAGGUAUUUGCCUACCCUAGUGCCGUCAUCUCCUGGUUCCGGGAUGGGCAGCUGCUGCCAAGCUCCAACUACAGCAACAUCAGGAUCUACAACACGCCAGCUGCCAGUUACUUGGAGGUGACUCCAGACUCAGAGAAUGAUUUUGGGAACUACAACUGCACAGCGGUGAACCGGAUUGGCCAGGAGUCCUCAGAGUUCAUCCUCGUACAAGCAGAUACACCCUCCGCACCUUCCAUUGAGAGAGUAGAACCAUACUCCAGCACAGCCCACGUGGAGUUUGACGAACCAGAGGCCACUGGUGGAGUGCCCAUCCUCCGGUACAAGGCCGAGUGGCGAGCUCUGGGGGAGGAAGACUGGCACACCAGGAUGUAUGACGCCAAGGAAGCCAACACAGAAGGUGUGGUCACUGUUGUGGGCUUGAGGCCAGAGACGACGUACGCAAUCAGACUCUCUGCCAUCAAUGGUAAAGGGGCAGGCGAGAUGAGCACCCUCUCCAAGUUCAAGACACAACCAGUUCGCGAGCCCAGUGCACCCAAGCUGGAGGGCCAAAUGGGAGAAGAUGGCAACUCGGUGAAAGUGAACCUCAUCAAGCAAGAUGACGGAGGCUCUCCCAUCCGCCAUUAUCUCAUCAAAUACAAAGUCAAGCAUUCCUCAGACUGGAAGCCUGAGAUCCGUCUCCCUUCAGGCAGCGACCAUGUCAUGCUCAAGUCUCUCGACUGGAAUGCCGAAUACGAGGUCUACGUCAUUGCAGAGAACCAGCAGGGGAAAUCCAAGCCUGCCCAUUAUACCUUCAGAACUUCGGCACAGCCAACCAUAAUCCCAGCUAGCACAAGCCCUACCUCAGGACUAGGCACGGCUGCCAUUGUGGGCAUCCUCAUCGUCAUCUUCGUCGUCCUGCUGGUGGCUGUGGAUGUCACCUGCUACUUCCUGAACAAGUGCGGUCUCUUGAUGUGCAUUGCCGUCAACCUGUGUGGCAAAUCUGGGCCUGGGGCCAAGGGCAAAGACAUGGAGGAGGGCAAGGCUGCCUUCUCGAAAGAUGAAUCAAAAGAGCCCAUCGUGGAGGUCCGGACAGAAGAGGAGCGGACACCAAACCACGACGGAGGCAAACACACAGAACCUAAUGAGACCACCCCACUAACGGAGCCAGAGCACCCUGCUGACACUGCUGCCACCGCAGAGGAGAUGCUGCCAUCCGUCACCACAGUCACCACUAACUCGGACACGAUAACUGAGACUUUUGCCACUGCUCAGAAUAGCCCCACCAGUGAGACCACCACCCUCACCUCCAGCAUCACUCUGCCGGCCACACCCAUGCCUGACUCCAAUUCCGUGGCCCCCAAUCAGAGCAUGCCUCCUAAGGCGGCAGCAGUUGCUUCGCCGCCACCCACCUCCACCCCCAAAGUGGCUCCCCUGGUUGACCUCAGCGACACGCCGCCUUCGACUCAGGCCGCGGGCAACUUGUCAUCAAAUGUCCUGACCAACCAAGGGGCAGUGCUGAGCCCCAGCUCCACCACAAAAGCCCCCGAGGCUUCCAAGCCGCCAGCUGCGGCUAACAAAUCCCCUGCCCCACCACCCCCCAAUCCCACUGGCCCUCCAGCCUUGUCAGAGCCCAAGCAGGAGGCCUCCAGCACCAAGAGUCCAGGAAAGGAAGCCCCGCCAGCCAGUGCAGCAGCGAAGAGCCCGACGGAAGUGGCCAAGAUGGCAGCAAGCCAGAAGGGCGAGGCUGCCACAGGGGGCGCCGCAAAUCCCACUCCAAAUGAGGACUUUAAAAUGGACGAAGGGACCUUCAAGACCCCAGACAUUGAUCUCGCCAAGGAUGUUUUUGCCGCGUUGGGCACGGCGGCUCCUGCCACUGGGGCCGGAGGCCAAGCUGCUCCUUCUGCUCCGGAGAGUUCCGCACUGCCAGCGCCUGCAAAAACAGAGAAAGCCCCCGUAGAAGAAAAGUCAGCCGUUCAAGCCACAGAUGCCAAGACAGCCCCUGCAGAAGUCAAGACGGUGCCCAACGAAGCCACGCAAACAAAUGAAAAUGAAAGCAAAGCAUGAUGGGCGAGCAAGCCGAAGCAAAAAAAAUAAUAAUAAUGGGGAAAAAAUGACAGAACAACUUCACCUGAGCAUUUAAAACACAACACACAUCUCAUCCCUCUAGUGUCUUUGCCUUUUUUAAAAAGAAAACAAACAGACAAAAAAAUGCAUACAUGGGAGAAAUAUUUUUUUGUAGGUUUGUAGGAAGAAUUUUAUUUUAUGUGCACUUGCUUUUAAGAAAAAAAGAAAAUACAAUUUUUUUUUGUCAAGGAUAAGCCCAUAAUCCCAUUAGGACGCCCUAGUCCUUGCAAAAUAUCCAUGCAGAGUUUUAAGCAGACGCCAACUGCAGCAUGGGUUAGGAGAUUCAGAACAGAAUUAGGAAGCCAUGGCUCUAUCAGGUUGAGCUAACUGGUGCAGCCAGCUGUGAAUCAUUUAUUUUUUAUACUGUUCAGUUGAGUUCAGAAAAACCUGUAAACUCUCAGAAGUAAGUUAUCUCCCCCCACCCCCUGUUUGCUUUGAAUUUGUUCUGUACUCAGAGUGUUUUUGCCCUUCCUAACUGAACAUUGUUUUCCUUUCUGAAGCCUUUGGGCAUGGUUCCCCAUCAACCCCGUCUCUUGCAGGAGCCCCAUUGGAAUGACUGGGAAGUGUGCAAGGUUAUCACUGAAGGAGCCAUUUCAAGGGGGCUCAAGUGGGAAUCGUUCCUGGCCAAGUGUAGACAUUGUUUCGUUUUAGGAAGAAUGCCAUUGGGCAGCUUUGGAGCUCUAUUUUUCAAACUGCAGUAUUCCUUAUGUUGAGUUGUUUUUUGUUUCGUUCUGUUCUUUAAAAAAUUGUUUUGCCAACUUUUUUUUCCUUCCAGUGUUUACAAUCGACAAAAUGUUUUUUAAAACUUUUGUUGUGUUUAAAUGUCUAUGUAAAAUAGCUGCCUUUUUUGAAAAAGAGAGAGAAAGUAAAUACAGGCUAUAUAGAGACUAGAUUAAGCAGCAGCUUGCUUGCUUUGCAAAGGGAGACAUUUUAAAAUGUGGAUGUUUACAGUAAGCGUUUCCCCUUUAUCAUCUUUUCUUUCUUUUUAAUUACUUUGUUCUGCAUUUCUUACUGGAGUAAGAAAGUCAAGCCAACUCUAGAUUUGUUCUCCUUCUUUAUAUGGAUGGGCCACUUACAGCCUAGUGGUGUCCUGGUUCAGAGUAGCCUACUGGUAAGUAUGAGCUUAACUUUAAGCAGGUGAGUAGAGGGGUAAGGUUUUGAAAAGCAGCAGUAGCAUAAUCACCCCAAAGCCUCUCGUCCAGCCCAAGUUAAGCCAUUUCGAACCUUGUUGGUUUAAAUGGGGGGAAUUGUAGCAAGGGUGCUUAACUCUCCCAUUGAAAUCCAGGUGACUGCAAAAGAAAGGGGGAAAGGCACUUUAACUUUGCCUGGAUUGUGCCCAAACAGUUAAUCUAAUCUUAUUUUAAAGACUACUUAUUCCAUGACCUUAAACAUGUUCACCCUGAUUUGUCACCUCCACAUUUUGGCUCUUUAUUGUACCCGCGAGGCUUGAUAUGAGGAGAGACUGCCUGUCCUUUGGGAUAUCAGAAAUGCCUGUGUGCUCACCAGCAUUGAAGGAAACGGUGCAUCUCUUACUCAGUGUUCACAUGGCGCAGGGACCAUGGAGGUAUGGAAGAAAGUCCUUUUGCUUUAAGUGAAAAUUUCUCCCCAAAUGAAAGACUUUUGAGAUUUCAGUAAAUUCAGUUGAAUUUAGUGGCCAGUUUAUCAAGUUGCAUUUUUCCUGGGGAUUUUGGCAGAGUUGUUGGCUUUGUGAAUGCCCAACUGGAGGCAAGGCUACUCCUUCCUGCAUCUUGGUACAACUGUAAUCUCAAAGGAUUUUCCCCAGAUGCUCCCUUCACAGGAAGCUUGGGAACAGUUGUAAGACCUAUGCAACACCCCAGAUUUCCCCAAGACAUCCCCCCCAUCUGUUUAUUUAAAGCAGUUGUGUAAAUUGUGACUCUACUAACUAGAUUGAAAAAUUGGUAACAUUUGAAACACAAGGGAGGAAGUUCUGUUGAGAUCACUCGGACCAGAUUCCAAGUAUAUAAGUUGAGGACUGAAGCAUAUGGCCUGUACAUCCACCUUAAGGAAUUUAUAUAUUGUGUCGAAAACCUAUAGCCUUCAAAAGACAUUCUCUUAAUAAAAUGGGCUGAAACGUGCUUGUGGUUCAAUUUUAGUCAGUAGUGGGCCUCUCAUUGGUGUCAAAUUCCCAAGUCAAAAGAGUUCCCUCUAAAUCUGAUUGUCUGCAACUUCAGUGGGCCCCCACCCAGAUCCUUAGUAAUGGGAAGAUGAGGCAUUUAAGUAGCCAAAGCUUCAUUGCUUUAGGGAUUCUGCCCAAAGGCUCACACGUGUAGUGCACGGACUGCCAUCUUGCUAGAAUAUCUCUUGUGUAGGUUCCUCUGAAAUGAAUGGGUGUUGCAUAGGAGUUCUGGGCUGCUGCUGCACUCUUGUGCUGCUACCAUACAUCCCAGGGGGAUCUACACAGGAUGCUUUCCCACCACUGGAUCAUGUCCAUGUAUUGUCUUACCAAAAGCAGCAUGCUUAGAUCCAAGAGCUUGCUUAAUUAUUCUUUGAUGUACUCUGUCAAGCCAUUUGCAAAAUUGUGUGUGUCUGCGCAUGCUUUUGAGCAUUUUACCCCUUUAGAAAAGAAGUCACUGGCUUAAAAUUAAGCUCUUGCUCAGUGGCAGUGCUGUGUCAGGAUCAGAAUUGCAGACAGGAAAUAGAUGCUACAUUUUCCAAGAUAUUCUCUCCACUUCCCAGGAAUCUCUCCCUAAGCUUAGUCAAGCGAAAAAGGAGGUUGUACAGUCAGGGCUGGUCUCCAAAAGAAGAUUUUAAAAAAACAAAAAACCUCUCUCCAUUCUUAUUUAAAAUACAUUUCUUUCAUUCUAUAAAGCAUUAGAUUUUGAAAUCAAGUGUCAUUCUCCACUUACAGGAUUUUGUAUCAUUUUUUAGAGGAGGGCAAGGAAGAAGUAAUCCAAGUAUAGUUGCUGUGCAACUCAUGUUCAUUUCAGUGAGGCUUGUGCAAGACGCCCCUUGAAAUGAAUUAAUUUUGCAUAGUGGAGAUGUUUAUAAAUCCUACCCCAAUCUAAAACUCUAUGGGGUACCUAUUGCUUACUUUGGACAAUGUAUGUGCAGAUGGACACCAAAGUUCCUGGAUGGGGGCUGUCUUCUUUUGUCUAUACAGGGUAAAAUUCACCAGUGGACUGAUAGAUCAAUAGGACUGCCUGACCCACCCAGCUUCUGAUUCUAAAAACUAUUUGGAUGGACACCAUAGUCUCUUAAAUUGGGCAGGGAAGUCUUGAUUCCACACACACACCAAAAAAAAAAAAAAUCAGUUUUGAUCUGGAAGGUCUUGCUCUUGCCAAGGUAUUUAAGCUGACUUAUCAAAGCAUGUAAAAAUCCGCUCAACAUUACCCCGCUGAAUAGUCCCAUUAAACUUGGCCAACCCACUAGUCAUGUCUUACUGCUGCAUGAAAUGAGGCUCCCAUGUUCUACACAGGAUCAUACUUGGAAGUUACAAAAUGAUGCAAUGGCCUUGUGCUACAAGCUGUGGCUUUAGUGUUUUUAAACUGUAGAACAAUUGUAUAAAUCGGAACGUGGAGGGAAGGAUGUAGAGAUGGGGGAGACCAGCCCUUGUGUAUAGAACAUUUGCUUUUCGGGGUUUGUUUUUUUAAAAAAAGAAAAGAUUUUCAUUAGAUCUGCAAGCUUGUGCACUGUGGGUGCGUGAAUAUCUUAGUGUGAAAUGUGUUUUUUUGUCAUAGUAUCAAAAAAAUUAAAAUAAAUAAAAAAAGAGAAACACUUCGACAUAGUUCGGAUGUGGAGGGCGUAGCAGGAAUAGUUUGGAUGAUCAAGAAGAAAAAAAUCCAAAUGAAACCUUGAUUCAGGAAACGUAAAAUUAAAGAGAAUACAGUUGUUCUUGACCAGAAGAGUAGCCUUUAAAUAAAUAUAAAACCUGCAAAAUUGAAUGUGAUGUAAGAUUCCUUUGCGCUAAGGUCAUGGGGGCCAAAGGAAGAGAGGAGGUGGUGGUGAUGGUGGGGGAGACUGCCAUCUGGCCUAAACAAAUGGGAGCCACACAGUUUGGUACGAUACUCUCAUUUAUGCAGUCUUUCUAUGUGGCAUCUCUCAGUUAUUAUUUCAAACUGUGAGAGUCUUGUCAUUUUGCUAAAUGUGGGGCGGGGGGGGAGGGUUGCUUUUUUGUUGCUGCUGUUUUGGCUUUCUUUUCAACUCCUGGGGGUGGAAAUGGGGGUUCUCUUGAUAUAUAGACACACAUACACACACACCCAUUCAUACCUGCCUCUCUCACCCACCUUUCUAGGCAGCCCGGGGAGGAUGGCCUUGGGCUGCCUGCUGUGUGCCAUGGGCGGUCUUCAUUGAUGAGAGGGAACGAGUUUGGCCCUUAAAGGAAUCUUUAUGUGAAAGGGGCACAAAGAUGGCCAAGUUCUCUCAUGGGCUCUUGUCUCAAGGAAGAAGCCUUGAUGGAGUAGGCAGCGACUUAUGGGUAGGAAGAUAGGUAACCUUUAUUUGGGUUCCAAAAGGUAGGCUACCAUGAGGAUUGGUUCACCUGUGCAGAUUUGUUACUGGCAGCUUUGCUACUUCUGUCUCAUACCUCAUAAGUUAUUGCCCAUUAAGCACUGAAUAAUUAAUGGUAUGCAAGUACUGCCAUGCUUUACCAAGAAUUCCUUCCACACAACUCUUCCCCACCCCCCGCCCCGCACCCCAUUCAUUGAAAUGGGAGCCACACAGGUAACAUGUUUUGUGAACAGUCUCCUGUGAAUUCAUCCAGCAAAGCUGGCAGAAGGUGCCUUUCUGUGGGAGGCCAUUUUGUAGCCUAGUGAGCAGCUACAGCCAGAAUUAAGGCUCAGUAGACACCAGGGGGAAGAUUCCAGUGGUUUUCAAAGGGCUUUGACAGCAGCUUAGUUUUGCUAGAUGAACAAUUCUCACCAUUCCAGACAGAACAAAAAUGGCCGCCAUCUUGCCCCCUUUCCCUCACCAGGCAGGCAUUCCUCCGCAUGGUUGCCAUGGUGACAGGAGACAAUGGCUGUUUCAUUAAGAGCUCUUAGGCACAGGAGCAUUCCCUAUUUGCAUCCAUGGUACUUUUUCUUGUCCUGGAGCUCUUGAAAGAAACAGACGUCAUGUCCGCAUCCAAAAAAUGGCCACCCCGUUUCUCAGACACCAGUGCUUCUCUGUGGAUUAACUCUUGUGACCAUGUUGUCUCCUCCUUGGGCAGAGAAAUAAAUGUGUUUUGUUUUAAUUUAGAAAUAACUUCUUUUACCAGUUUUCUUUCCUUGAAAAGGUGUCUUCACGUUCGCUUUAUUUUUAUAUCUGUAUAUUUUUAUUUGUCAAGCGGACACAAACCUUUGAAGAGGGACCAACAAUACACUGUUUACGAUUUAUAUAUUUAUAUAUGUAUGUGUCAUACAUAUAUAUCUAUAUAGCCACCCAGCUUCUCGUAGUGCAGUAAAAUGUAUUUCAUGCAAUGUAUUAGGAAAAUAGCACAUUCUCUCUUGAUUUCUACCAUGGAGUUUUUUGAUUUUUGAACUGUGUGGGUUUCUUCUUCUUCUUCUUUUUAUUAUUCUGUGAAUGUCUUCAGACCCCCAGGGUUCACUUAGGCAAUGGUGAUAGUGGUUCUCAGUCCUCCAUCACAUCCCUACCCAGCAUUCCCUGUUUUAGGGGCCUUCUCUCUUGUUAUAAAAAACAAAAGACAAAAAACUUUUUACCAAGUGAAACAUGGAUUCCACCUUUAUUUCCAUUCUCACCUGUGUAAAUACUGAUACUAACGGAAAAUUUUGACUUUGCAUUCUGUCAAAUACUUGUGUUCAAAUAAAAAUUACCAAAAAAAAAAAA
Messenger RNA from Hemicordylus capensis (graceful crag lizard), 9570 nucleotides. It is a transcript of the gene NCAM1, whose product is annotated as neural cell adhesion molecule 1. NCBI's taxonomy places the organism in Eukaryota, Metazoa, Chordata, Lepidosauria, Squamata, Cordylidae. Gene Ontology annotation, molecular function: protein binding. Bases 379 to 3729 code for a protein of 1116 amino acids. The transcript is spliced from 20 exons. Gene Ontology annotation, biological process: cell adhesion. The record is from RefSeq and is a predicted model, not a curated record. Gene Ontology annotation, cellular component: membrane.